This is a messenger RNA of Penicillium brasilianum, 1355 nucleotides long. The record is from the annotation of a GenBank genome assembly. Lineage: Eukaryota; Fungi; Ascomycota; Eurotiomycetes; Eurotiales; Aspergillaceae.
CUUUAAGUAAAACGCGGUCUGGUCCACUAGGAAUACUAAGUGGAUUGUCAACUUAGUAUCAGGAGCUCUUUAGCAUCUCGCAAGCUCUGUCUGGCCCUGCUAGCACAAAGAUGCUUUACUGUGUAAACCUUAUCCACGAUGGUUUGCUUGGAGCAGUCCUUGGUUUCAUCACAUGGAGUCUGCCUGGUGCUCUAGGCAUGUUUGGCCUUUCCAUUGGUAUAUCCAAUAUCGACGAUAGUUUACCCCGUGCAGUAUAUGCUGUGCUUUCCGGACUCAACGCGGCCACAGUCGGUAUAAUUGCCCUGGCGGCAGUGGAGCUCUCGGAUAAAGCAGUCACGGAUCACCUCACCAGGAUUUUAGUUUUUCUCACUGCAACCGCCGGAUUGCUAUACAAUGCGCUGUGGUACUUUCCAGUUCUUAUGUUUGGAGCGGGUUGCAGUACGGUUAUAUAUGACUACCGCUGGCUUCACCGACCUAUGAAAGCUAUAUUGAAGCUCAUGAAAAGAAUGACAACUUUCAAUUUGUCCGAAAUGGGAGGAAGCGGUCCUCCUCUCCAAUCCAAUAAUUCCAGCGAAGCGCUCGACGAUCACAAUCGAUAUUCUGCUCGGGAAGAGCCACGCACUAUACCCCAUGGCCGUCGUCUGAAUUUCUCAUGGAGGUCUGGUGCAGCAAUAAUUGCAACAUUCUCUCUUACAUUCGUCAUUGUUAUGGUGCUUCGAGGCACUCUACCUCAACCCCCGCUCCUAUUCAAACUCUUCGCCAACCUUUAUCUUGCUGGAACUAUUAUUUUUGGUGGCGGCCCAGUUGUGAUUCCGCUACUCAGGGAGUAUAUAGUGGCUGAGGGAUGGGUCAAUCCGCGCGAUUUUCUUAUCGGACUCGCCGUUAUACAAGCAUUUCCUGGACCAAACUUCAACUUCGCCAUUUUUUUGGGUAGCUUGACCGCUAUUCAUGGCGGAUACCCCGCUAUUACUGGAGCUAUUCUUGCCUUUUGCGGAAUUUUCGCUCCUGGUAUUAUUCUCGUUCAUGGGACAAUGGGUGUUUGGGGAGCGUUACGAAAUCGACGUUGGGUGAAAUCUGCGGUGAGAGGCAUCAACGCCGGGGCAGUCGGUUUAAUAUACACCGCAGUGUAUCGUGUAUGGCAGAUUGGCUAUCUUGACGAAGGAUUCCAAUCAGGCAAGAGUCUCGGAGAUGACCCAUGGUGGGUGGUCGUGACUGCCACUAGCUAUGUGGGCGGGCGAUACUUCGGCAUUGCGGCUCCGCUGGCUAUUCUUCUUGGAGCCGUGUUAGGCUUGAUCAAUUACGCAGCGGUCUAGUUUGAGCAUGGAAUGGAGUGACUACGGCAACAUUAAAAGUUG